Messenger RNA from Phalaenopsis equestris, 2127 nucleotides. RefSeq lists its product as uncharacterized. Lineage: Eukaryota; Viridiplantae; Streptophyta; Magnoliopsida; Asparagales; Orchidaceae. The record is from RefSeq and is a predicted model, not a curated record. The transcript has 4 exons. The coding region runs from base 35 to 1705 and encodes 556 amino acids.
CGCCUAUCAACCUAAUUAUUAUGGCUACGCUGGAAUGGGCGGCUUCUUCAGCGCUUCUUCACUCCCAGCUGCAACGUCUCAGCCGCCUCCUGUUGGUCCUGAAGCAAACUCCAAACCUACCACUUCACGAGAGGCCCCGUCUCCUCCUUCCCCUCCCAGAACGUCCGCCUGGGACUUCCUGAACCCUUUUGAGUCGUUUGAGAAAUAUUACCCGCCAUACACAUCCGACAGUAGCUCUAAGGAGUUGAGGGAAGCUGAAGGUAUCCCUGACCUUGAAGAUGAGCACGAAGUCAUAAAGGAAGCUUAUGUGGACAAAAAGUUUGUAGCUUCCACCUCUGCCGCCGCUGAGCCUGAUUACUCCAUUAAAGGUGUAUCAGUUUCAGAAGAGGAUGUUGGCAGUUCAGGGGAGAAUUCACGGUAUGAUUUGAGACCGAAGAAGGAUGAGGUGGAAGUGGUGGAAAAGAAUGUUGUUGGUGGUGAAGUGCAGAAGCCCCAUAAUGAGAGGAGGACUGUUGCCGCUCCUCGCCGAUAUCAUGACGUAUCUGAGGUUGCAAGCGACAUAAGAGUCCAGUUUGAGCGAGCAGCUGAGUCGACUAAAGACCUCGCUAGAGUGCUUGAAGUGGGAAAGCUUCCCUACUUCAGAAAAAAGUCAGUUUUUGCAGCGGCUUCGAGAAUGAUGUGCUUGAUUCCGAUAUUGAUGUGGAAGGAUGAAGAUUUAGUAUACGACGAAGAUACAGUAACGAGUACUGGAAAUCUUUCAUCUACAUUGCAGAAGCUGUACAUUUGGGAACAAAAGCUCCAUGGUGAAAUCAUAGCUGAGGAAAAGAUGCGGUUGCUUCAUGACAGAAACAGUCAAAAGUUGAGGCGCUUGGAUGAAAGAGGUGCAGAAGCUCACCAGAUUGAGGCUACUCAAACAUUGAUAAGAAAGUUAUCAACAAAGAUAAGGAUUGCUAUCCAGAUUAUUAACACUAUAACUACAAAGAUAAAUGUUCUGAGAGACGAGGAGUUGUGGCCACAGAUAGACGAACUCAUCCUGGGCUUUGAGAGGAUGUGGAGGGUUAUGCUGGAAUGUCAUCAAACUCAAAGCCAGGCAAUAACUGAAGUUAUUCAUCUAGUUUCCAUUGCAUCUAGAGAAAACUUCAGUGAUGAACUCACGAAUGCCAUAAUGCAUCUAGAAAUGGAGUUACUGAGAUGGAUGGGAAGCUUCUCCUCCUGGAUAAAUUCUCAGAAAAACUUUGUUAAGUCAUUGAACAGCUGGCUUGUUCUUUGCCUUCACUAUGAACCAGAAGUAACAGCCGACGGAAUUCCUCCUUAUUCUCCUGGUAGAAUUGGCGCUCCCCCAAUCUUCGUCAUCUUUAAUCGCUGGCAUCAAGCUCUUGAUAGGGUUUCAGAUAAGGAAGUUGUGGAAGCCAUGCUCUCUUCCGCCGCAAGCAUUAAGCAACUAUGGCUACAGAAUGAUAUCGAUCUUCGUCAGAAGUUGAUUGCCAAAAAAGACAUGGAGAGAUUGUUUAAGAUGAGGGAGAGGGAAGCACGAGCAAUUAGCACGGAAGUUGAGCCGCUUGUAGUCUCGUCCGAACCUAGUAAUCUUCAGUCGUCGCUGCGACAAAUUUUUCAGUCGAUGGCGAAUUUCGCAACUAAUGCCAUGAAAGCAUAUGAGGAUAUUCGGAUGGCGGCUGCAGAGAAAACAAAGGGCUCUCAGGCGUGAAGCAUUUAAUGUAUCCCAUACAUUCAUCAGUUUCUGGCUUAUUGAGCUUAGCAGCUGAAGCUUAGUUGAGCAAUGGGAGCUGUUCUUUUAAUGGCGGAGAGCUUAAGCUUUAGCUUCCUGAGUAAAAGAAAAGGCUUGCUGGACAGGAUGGAGAAGAAUUCAAGGAUUGAAACUUCAGUUCGGCUGAUUUCUUUAUGAAGUUAAUGGUAUCAAGAAAUCAAUCAAUUUUGUGGUAAGCGGACAGAUGUGCUAAGGAGACUGAACUGCUAUUGCCUUUGGUUCAGAGGAGAAGCAAAUGCAAGUAAUGGUGUAUCAUGUAAAUUAUGAAAUAGUUUUGAUGAUGUGCAAAAUAAUCAUAGGAUACUCUGUAUCACUGUAUAUAUGCCUCUAUUUAAUUGGAAAUAAAUUUUUAUAUGUUGGAA